GUAACAUAAAUCAGCUGAUUCAAUGGCCAAGUGGACUGAAAUUAGUGUAAGCCUUAAUGAAGAACUAUAAACGUUCUCACUUAAAUAACAUACACAAUGAAUAAAAGGCUGCUUAAAAAUGUGAUAGUCUGCGCGACAAUAGCCACGAGCGCCUACUAUACCGGCAAAUACGUAGAACAUCACCGGCUGCCAGAACCAGAAGACGAUUUAAUAACACGCGCAAAUCGUAGACUGGAUGAGCUGAAGCGCCAGCCUGCGCUACCCAUUUUCGGCACCGUAUCCGCUGCAGUCCCAGUACCUGCCGAGGAAGUGAACCUCACUGCCACACCAAGGCGCAUUUCACAAAUCAUGAAAUACGGUUUUCCCGGUCUUGAUCAUGUGCGUUCUUACUCUGAUUUUGUGCUCUCCUACGAUCGCCGCAACCGCGUGCCACAUUGGGUUUUUGAACAUCUUACCCCUGAGUCGGUGGCACGCAACGAUGCUGUCGAUCGUUCGAAGUGCGAUUUCCGCGCCGAUGAAAGCAUACAUCCCUACUUCCGUGCCCAGAAUACCGACUAUCGUCGUUCUGGCUAUGAUCGCGGUCACAUGGCUGCGGCUGGUAAUCAUCGGCGCCAUCAGAAACACUGCGAAGAUACAUUCUUCUUAACGAAUAUGGCGCCGCAAGUGGGACAGGGUUUCAAUCGCGACUCAUGGAAUCGCUUGGAGAUGUACGUGCGUAAACUAACACAGACAUAUCCAAAUGUUUAUGUUUGCACUGGGCCACUGUAUCUGCCACAAAAGGAGGCCAAUGGCAAGAUGUAUGUAAGAUAUGAAGUAAUUGGCGCCAACACUGUAGCGGUACCGACACACUUUUACAAAGUCAUUGUGGGUGAAACUGCGGACCAGCAAUUCGAUAUGGAGGCGUAUGUGAUGCCCAAUCAAGUUAUCAGUGAUGACACGCCGCUGCAGGUGUUCCAAGUGCCACCAGAGACAGUAGAACGUGCGGCGGGUUUGCUGUUCUUCGACCAAAUCAACCGAAAACAACUUAAGCGCAUCAACGGCAAGAAAGUGUAAAUGAAAGUAGAUCAAUCGGGGCAAAGUGCAAUUCUAUAGACUUAUAGUUCAAAUCAGCAGGAGCGAAAUUUCCCUCCGGCAUCGAUUUAAGUUUUAAAUUUUCCGUUGUAUAUUUCAGUCUUAUCCAAUAAAUAUGUAAAAUUGUA
Anastrepha ludens (Mexican fruit fly) is the source of this 1199-nucleotide messenger RNA. RefSeq names its product endonuclease G, mitochondrial (gene EndoG). Gene Ontology annotation, cellular component: mitochondrial inner membrane; nucleus. Gene Ontology annotation, molecular function: metal ion binding; single-stranded DNA endonuclease activity; nucleic acid binding. The record is from RefSeq and is a predicted model, not a curated record. The transcript is spliced from 2 exons. The coding region runs from base 97 to 1053 and encodes 318 amino acids. Lineage: Eukaryota; Metazoa; Arthropoda; Insecta; Diptera; Tephritidae. Gene Ontology annotation, biological process: apoptotic DNA fragmentation.